Molecule: messenger RNA, 1267 nt
Organism: Prosopis cineraria
Lineage: Eukaryota; Viridiplantae; Streptophyta; Magnoliopsida; Fabales; Fabaceae
Product: protein SYM1-like
Exons: 3
Coding region: 352-1002 (216 amino acids)
Cellular component (GO): cytoplasm; membrane
Source: RefSeq, a predicted model, not a curated record
CGAGCGGAGGUGCACCGUUUCCAACUUCUCAUCUAUCUUGUAUUUUCCGAGGAAUAUUGAUUUUAUCUUCUUCAUUUUCCUCUAUCCCCGCUCCCAGAAAAUGAAUCUCUUGUGGGAUUUCAAUCCCCGGAAAAUGGUGUCGGAAAAAAGUCUAUCCAAGGCGGAAGGCCAUUCAUCUUUCAUUGCCCCUGGAAAAAUACUGUGAUUAAGGAUUGUGUUAAUGAUUAAUCUUUCAUUUAUCUACAAAAUCCCACUCGUAUAAUCCUCAAUAACAUGAAUAUUGAUAAUCGAUAACACCGUUCAUUUGAAAUAUUAUUUUUUUUCUUUCUUUGACUCCGUUUGAAUCGGGAUAUGUUGAAAUUGUGGAAAUGGUACCAGAGUUGCUUAGCUGUUCACCCAGUUAAGACACAGAUGAUUAGCUCUGGUUUUAUAUGGGGAAUUGGCGAUAUAACUGCUCAGGUUAUCACCAACUCGGCAAUCAAGAACCAUAAACGAAACGAGGAUGACGAUAAAGAAUUUAAGGUCAACUGGAAACGGGUGACUAUGAUCACCUUCUAUGGGCUUGGAUUUGUUGGUCCUGUUGGCCACUACUGGUGUGAAGGCUUGGACAGAUACAUGAGAUUGAGACUCAUGCUCAGACCAAAUUCCUUUUGCUUUGUUGCCUCUAAAGUUGCUGUUGAUGCAUAUCUCUACGGGCCGUUGGAUUUACUUGUGUUUUUUACUUAUAUGGGCUUUUCCACGGGGAAGAGUGCUCCACAAGUCAAAGAAGAUGUGAAGAGAGACUUUCUUCCGGCCUUGAUUUUAGAGGGAGGCAUAUGGCCAUUUGUACAGGUUGCAAAUUUUCGUUUUAUACCUGUCAAGUAUCAACUCCUCUAUGCUAAUUUGUUCUGCUUGUUGGAUAGUAGUUUCUUGUCUUGGAUUGAGCAACAACAGGAUGCUCCUUGGAAACAGUGGAUGAAAUCUUUUCUGCCUCUGAAGGAACAGGAGCACCGAAAUGAAUAAGUUCCUUUCAAAUCUGCCAUAAUUAUUUUUUUCACUUCUCCAUUCAUUGUAAGUGCAUGUACAUAUGAUGUGUUUGUGUUUAGCUCAGGCGGUUGGGUGAGUUGGGGUUUUGGAUUGUGUACAUGUGAAUAUGUUUAGAUCCUGAGUUCCAUUGUUGGAAUUAUAGAAGUCAUGAAAUCGCUUUCUGCAUUUCUCAUGAUGCGAUUUUCAGGCUGAGUACAAUUGUUCAAAUAUUUUUCAUUGAAUAGAUGUUAAGUUGAUUUCA